CCGUUUUGUGUGUUGGGGGGAUGGGGCCGUGCCGAGGAUGAGAGACUCCAAAUAUUUACCACUCGGCUAACUAAAUAUCUUUAUUUCCGAACUGGUCUUCUUUCUUUUGCUCUUGGAUAUAGACGUACUUUUCGAUCACGCAUGAGUUUAGGUGGAAUUUCGCAGAAAUAAAGUGGAGUAUCUGUACGUCCACGACACACGCUUAAAAAGUCGACAAAAUGUAUUCCUCUGCUGGAGCUGCUGAGAUGCCUGAGGGACCCCGUUCCUCUGGGUCAAUAAGCUCUGACCCCCCAUCGUCCCCAGUGCCAGAAUAUGUGUUCAAGCCACCGUCACGGCCUGACUUCGGCACCAUGGGCAGGACAAUCAAGCUCCAGGCCAACUUCUUUGAAAUGGAAAUCCCCCAGUUGGAGGUCUACCAUUACGACAUUGAUAUCAAGCCUGAGAAAUGCCCCAGGAGGGUCAAUCGUGAAAUCGUGGAGCACAUGGUCCAGCACUUUAAAACACAGAUCUUCGGUGAUCGAAAGCCGGUGUAUGACGGAAGGAAGAACCUCUACACUGCCAUGCCUUUGCCCAUAGGCAGAGACAAAGUUGAGCUCGAGGUGACAAUUCCUGGUGAAGGCAAAGACCGCAGCUUCAAAGUAUCCAUCAAGUGGGUGUCCUGCGUUAGCCUGCAAGCUCUACACGAGGCACUGUCAGGACGGCUACCCAGCGUCCCCUUUGAGACUAUUCAAGCCUUGGAUGUGGUCAUGAGACAUUUGCCUUCUAUGAGGUAUACUCCAGUGGGACGCUCUUUCUUCACUCCUUCAGAGGGAUGCCCGAACCCCCUCGGUGGUGGCAGGGAGGUGUGGUUUGGUUUCCACCAGUCCGUCAGGCCUUCCCUCUGGAAAAUGAUGCUCAACAUAGAUGUUUCGGCCACUGCGUUCUACAAAGCCCAGCCUGUGAUUGAGUUCAUGUGUGAGGUCUUGGAUUUCAAAAGCAUUGAAGAACAACAGAAGCCUUUAACUGACUCUCAGCGAGUGAAAUUUACAAAAGAAAUCAAAGGCCUAAAGGUGGAGAUCACUCACUGUGGGCAGAUGAAAAGGAAAUACAGAGUGUGUAAUGUGACCAGAAGACCAGCAAGCCACCAAACGUUCCCCCUGCAGCAGGAGAAUGGCCAAACUAUUGAAUGCACAGUAGCACAGUACUUCAAAGACAAGUACAAGCUCAUCCUGCGAUACCCACACCUCCCGUGUUUACAGGUGGGACAGGAGCAGAAGCACACCUACCUACCUCUAGAGGUGUGUAACAUAGUGGCUGGACAGCGGUGCAUCAAAAAGCUGACAGACAAUCAGACCUCCACCAUGAUCCGUGCCACAGCCCGAUCAGCACCAGACCGUCAGGAUGAAAUUAGUAAACUGAUGAGAAGUGCCAACUUCAACUCCGACCCUUACGUUCGUGAAUUUGGGGUGAUUGUGAGGGAUGAGAUGACAGAAGUGAAUGGCCGCGUUCUGCAAGCACCUUCGAUACUGUAUGGAGGACGGAACAAAGCAAUAGCCACACCGAUCCAGGGGGUGUGGGACAUGAGGAACAAGCAGUUCCACACUGGCAUUGAGAUUAAAGUGUGGGCCAUCGCCUGCUUUGCGCCACAGAGACAGUGCACCGAACUCCUGCUCAAAGCUUUCACAGAUCAGCUGAGGAAGAUCUCCCGAGACGCAGGGAUGCCCAUCCAGGGUCAGCCUUGCUUCUGUAAGUACGCCCAGGGAGCUGACAGCGUGGAGCCCAUGUUCAGGCACCUCAAGUACACCUACCAGGGCCUCCAGCUGGUGGUGGUCAUCCUACCGGGGAAGACGCCGGUCUACGCUGAGGUGAAACGUGUCGGGGACACGGUGCUUGGCAUGGCCACGCAGUGUGUGCAGGUGAAGAAUGUUCAGAAGACGACACCCCAGACUCUCUCCAACCUCUGUCUGAAGAUUAACGUCAAGCUGGGCGGAGUCAACAACAUCCUCCUCCCACAGGGCAGACCUCUGGUGUUUCAGCAGCCGGUGAUUUUCCUUGGUGCUGAUGUCACUCAUCCACCUGCAGGAGAUGGAAAGAAGCCUUCCAUCGCUGCUGUGGUGGGUAGUAUGGAUGCCCAUCCCAGUCGAUACUGCGCCACCGUACGGGUGCAGCAGCACCGUCAGGAGAUCAUCCAGGACCUGGCCACCAUGGUGAGGGAGCUCCUCAUCCAGUUCUAUAAGUCCACCCGCUUCAAGCCAACGAGAAUCAUCUACUAUCGAGAUGGAAUCUCUGAGGGCCAGUUCAACCAGGUCCUUCAGCACGAGCUGCUGGCGAUCCGUGAAGCUUGCAUCAAGCUAGAGAAGGACUACCAGCCCGGUAUUACCUUUGUGGUCGUACAGAAGAGACACCACACCAGACUGUUCUGCACGGACAGAAACGAGAGGGUUGGGAAGAGUGGCAACAUCCCCGCAGGCACCACAGUGGACACCAAAAUUACUCACCCAUCAGAGUUUGACUUCUACCUUUGCAGUCAUGCUGGCAUUCAGGGAACCAGCAGGCCGUCUCACUACCACGUGCUCUGGGACGACAACCACUUCUCAUCAGACGAACUGCAAGUCCUUACCUACCAGCUCUGUCACACCUACGUGCGCUGCACCCGGUCGGUUUCCAUCCCAGCACCAGCCUACUACGCCCAUUUGGUGGCUUUCCGGGCUCGUUAUCACUUGGUGGACAAAGAGCACGACAGUGCCGAGGGCAGUCACACGUCAGGUCAAAGCAACGGGCGCGACCAGCAGGCCUUGGCCAAGGCCGUUCAGAUCCACCAAGACACCCUGCGCACCAUGUACUUUGCCUGAGAGCACACAACCCCCAGGUCGGCAUGGGUGAGACCCACUGAUGGAACACACUACCCCUCGCUGCAUCUCAGCAUCACAGUGGUUUCACAUUGUGAUCUCCCAACCCAAAAACCUGUCAAUUACUCACACGUCUCCCCCGUAGCCCCCUAAACCCACCAAAACCGAGCCAGCGAUUAGACCGUAGGACGCGAAAGAAAUGGCUCUUUCGCGAGGGCCGAGCUGGAAGAGGAUUAAUUUACACGUUGUUCGCUAGUGUGUACCUGUAUUUGUUGUAGCAAAUUAAGUUGCAGAGUAUGAGAGGAAUUUGUAAAGUUUUUACACUGAUAGAAGACAAACUAUCAUUUCUAACCUAGUGGGCCGUAACAUUACACAGUGCGGUGGUUUAUGAUUUAGAAGAUGCCCCUCCUCCUCCUCCUCCUCCUCCUCCUCCUCCUCCUCAUCCUCCUCCUCGUCCUCCUGUUUUUGUUUGUUAGGGUCUUGGUGCUUGAACGGAGAAGGAAAACUCAAAAGAUGAGGGGGUUCAUUCACUGUUUAUUUGCCCGAUGAUUUAGUCCUCUGACAAACGUUAUUUAUCAGCCAAUCGAAGCAAAGUGCACUGACCAGAAUGGGUACUUCAAUCAGGACAAAAGUACUUAAUAUAUUGAGGGGGUGUGUGUGAUUGUUUUGUUUUUUUUUUUUGUUUGUUUGUUUUUUUUUUUUUUCACAUAGGGCACUAUGUGAUGAAAAGUGCCAUUUGAGACCAUCUCUCUGUUGUCACUUCUGCUAUGAACUAUGAACUCGUUGGCCCACGUGCGCUGGCUUUUCAGUAUUUCUCCGUAUCGACACCAACGACCGUUUUUUACGCCAAAUCUGGUGACGACUAAAAGGAUUCCUUUGCAUCAGAUUUGAACCUACACUUAUUGUUUAUUCUAGACGCGAGCUUUUAGUUUUUAGUGAAGAGACUGAAACAACAGCAAUUUUAAUCCUUUCUCCGCUCCCACUCGUUAGUAUGAAUUAGUACGUUUGCACCAGUAAUUCCCAUGUUGAGAAAUAGUGUAUACUGGGACUGGCUCCCAACAAGGACACCUUUCUGAUGUAUUCUGAGCCGUGUUGAUGGAAGACACAUGAUGUAGAAAUCAACAUAUAGGGGAACACGAUGAAAUCUUUUUUGCUUUGGUUUUUAUAGUUUUUUUUUUUUAUUAUUAUUAUUUUAAUUUCAGUUAUUUUUGCAAUAAAUAUGCAUGUAGCUGACUCAUGUUUUAGACAUUUAGGCAUUUGUGAUAAUUGUUUCUUUCUUCCUUUAUACACACCGACCCUACUUGUAUUUUUUAAUGUGUACAUAGCAGCAGGAUAGUGUUUUCUGCAGUGUUGUCGUCGGGGCAGGACUUUCGUGUGGCUUCUCCAUAUCCAGGCGUUCGGUACAGCGGAGCGAAAGCUGCAACGUUUUUAAAUUUUAACCGCUCGAAAUUCCCUAAAAAAGAACCUCUCCGACGUAGUGUUUGCUCCGAGAACCAGGGGGGGGCGGUCGUCGCACAAAAGCUUUGGUUUUAUGCAAAUGACUUUUUGUGAGUCUUUAUACUAUAUAGUAACGUUGGUAAUAAGGUAUAUUUUGAAUAAGCUUUCUGUGGAGGCUGCUGAAAAAUUACAGAUUUUUUUUUUUUUUUAAAAACAAAAACAAACAAAAAAAAAACGACUGGCCCAAAUGUAGUCUAAAUUCACACUGUCUAUUUGUAUACAGAUUUUAAAAUGCAAAUAUUCUCUUGCCUUCUGAGACUGUUAGUCUUGAUAAUAACGUUAUUACAUUGAAACAUCCCACCUGAGUUUUACUACCAAGUCAAGCUGGCGAAUGUUCACGUAGUCUUGAUUGGAGGCGAGUAGUCUAUUCUCUAACUAUGCAUCGUUUUUAACCGAGAGAUUUAGCAGUGGGGGAGUCUCACACGAAUUUGGGUCAUUUCUAGAGGUAGAUAAUCAGGGCUUUUUGUGUUGUUGUUGUUUUUUUUUAGCAUAUUGCAUUUAGUAGCGUUUCCUAGUGCUUAUCAGCGUCUUCAUGCCUUUCUAACGGGGGUGAAGUAUUUAUGUGGUCAUUUGUAACAUUGUAGAUUUUAUAGCCUAAAAAUUAUUGGGUGUAUCCUUUUUAACACACGAUCUUUUCCUAGCCAAACAAGAUUACAAACUUUUACACGAUUAAUACUCAAAAGAUAUGGAAGCACAAAAGAUCAUCAUCUUGAUUCUAGGUGCUAGAAGUUUUCACUGUAAACGACGUUAAAUCCUCACUGGACUGGUUUUUUAGUCGUACGCUAAAAAGAUGCUUCAUCGUCUCGAGGAUCUUUUCUCUCCCUUUCGGUGACCUCUCGGUGAUUCCCUUUUUACCCGUAAAGCAACUAGAAAUCCGACUGACUGUGUUUGUGGGGCAUUCUGAAAAAUCAUGUACUUGAUAUUUACUGUUAUGAUGUCAAUAUUGUUCUUAUGGGUGCUGGUCUCACAACAUGUAAAUUUGGAUGCACUUUUGAUAGCAGAACAUUGGUAUGACUUAUCUAGAUGUGUGUUCCUCAAUCGAAAGCAGGAGGCUCGGCCAUAUUGCGUGACACUGGUGUAAUUGUGCGGAAAUGGCCGUGUGUUCUACCUCCUGUUACCUGUUAAAGUGUUAUGGUAACACCACACUGCUGGCCAUUUCCGUAUAAUUACCCCCUGCUAUCUAAUCCAAUUGGCAUUGUCUGAGUCUUGCAUUGACAGUAGGAGUUUUAAAUGCUUGGGUGUGCAUGGCGGUGAACGCGCUUUCUCAGUUUAUGUAGUCGAGUGUAGGUUUUUGUUUGUUUGUUUGUUUGUUUUUUUCUCACAGUUGUACUCGAGCUUACAAGAGAGGACGCGCGCGCUUUUUUGUUUUUCUUUCACGAGUGUUGAGCUGCACGACCAAAUUCUCGAACCGUUUGUACACAGCUUUCCCCGCUUUCUUUCCUUUUAUUCUAUGCACCACUAACGCGGCCGACUCCGUUGUCCACCUGAGCGGCGUAGCGGCGAACGCGGCGGCCCCCCGUCUGCUCCGAUCGGCGUGGCGAGCCGUCAGCCGGGACGUUGUUUGACGCGCGGGUUUUAAAAGGUGCUUCAAAAGCAACGAGAGCGCAGACUGAAAAAACUGUCACUUAACACCUGUCGAAUUCGCAAAAUGUCAACGCGACUUUUAUUCCUUUUAUUCCUAUGUGUACAUGUACACCGAUCAUAUUGCGUAGGUCUUCCUUGGGCCUCCUCUGGUGGUAGACAUCGGUAGACGUAGCCAUUGUGUCCUAGAAGACGGGCUUCUGUGGAAUGAGUUUGGUGCAGGGCGUCCCACUGGUGUACCAUUGCCAGGUCAACCUUUUGGUCUGUGUUUCAUGUUUUUGACCUGUUCCCUAGAAACUCUUCGCAGUGUGGCAGGUCUGUUGCCGAGUGUGUAGAUGAGUAGGACGCGUCUAAGUAACAUCCACAUUAAUGCCAGGCUCCGUAACCGCGGUCGAUUUACUUCUCCCUUCAGUGGUUUUAAUGUUGUGGCAGAUCGGUGUACAUAGCCUUCAUUUCGCACCCAUCUUGUUCUGACCGGAACAAAUUGGAUCUCACGUCUCAGGAGAAUCCUGUUUUGGACUCUGUGCUAGAAAAAUCUAAAUGUCUGUUCACUUAAGUUCAGCCUCUAUUUAUCCGUAACGAGUGUUUGACACGUAUCAGUCGUCACUUUUUCCCGCACCGUCGCAGACAACCAAAACUAACUGGCUUGAACUGUUUCACGUGUUUUAAGAGUUUUAAGAGAUGGGCUCGUACUUGCUGUUACUGCCUCUUUAUGUUUUUUACAUUUUACCAGCACCUUAUAAUACCAGAUCAGAAUGGCUUUGCUUUUCCUGGACAUAAAACUCAAAAAAAACAUUUGACGAUGUUAUUUUUUUUUUUUUGUUGCACUAAACAAGAAUGGACUUCGUAGCUAUUCAUGCAUUAAGAGUAUAUGCGAGGGGGCAGACAGGCGGCCUCUGUCGUUGCUUUCCGUGGCGUCGGUGGCUCUUCAAAAUAAAAGGAGGACAGCCAACAGGCCCGAGAGUCUUGACGUUUGCACUCGCCGUUCAGAGAUAGCCGGGCUGGCCGAGCGGGAGGCUUCCUCUCCGGCCGAACGGCGUUCAGCUCGUCGCUUUUCAGAAAUAUCCAGAUGCCUUUAAAUGUCCAGCGACAGGGGGGGGAGUUUUUAAUAGAGUUGGGCGGAGUUGCUUUUGUACAGUGGCGACGAGGAAAUAAAGGUGCUUUAUGCAAAACAAACUUGACAGGUGUUGGAAGGAGCCGCUGACCUGUGGAUAAUGAAGCCGCCGUGGUCGGCGCUUGUUGGAUGCCAAAGCGCCGCGCGAGGGUAAACGGUGCUGGAGGCUCCGAGACUGCAUUGUGUGUAUUAGAAUCGUACUGAAGGGAAGCCCUCUGUUCGCCAAACACCACCGCAAACUAUACAUAUCAAGACUCAGAGGAGGCUGUUUCCUUUGCACGCGAAUCGUCUUUUUUCGUGAAGAUUUCAACCGAGAAUGUUUAUGAGACAAAUUGCCUGGGCGAACGUGGCACUGAAGGGUGCGCGAGGUGCUUAGUGAGGCGUUCGAGAACACCUUUAGCUGCAACCUAACGACAUUACAGGUUCGUCUUCAUUCAGACGUGUAAACUAAAAACACACGUUCACCUCACUUUGGCCCGUUUUCCGUUAUCCGCGUGGCCAAAACCUGGAGGGAGCAGGUUCUACAAGUGGCUGGUUUGUAAACUAAACGGCAUAUCAUAAGCUAAUGUGAUCCGUUCAUUUUGUGAUCAUGUAAAUGUUGAAAGAGUCUAAGAAAACAACAAGAAUUUUUUUUAGGUUUUGAAUGGUCUUGAAAUAAAAAUAAUAAUAAAAAAGCUUGAUUUUUAAAUGAAGCAACAAACCAGUUCAUGAAUCAUUUCAAACCAUUACCUUCUGUACAGUAACGUAUCUCAUCUCUGUCGCUUAUCUGUCUCUUGUAGAGAAACCUUUGCAGAUUUAAAGAAGAAAAAAAGUACAUCUCUUGUAGAGUAGAACAUAUUUUCCUAUAGCUCCAAAUAAUAAUGAAUGUAAUUAGAGCCUGCGUGGUUUGUAAUAAUUGUAUCCAUCCAUACAUUUAUACUAAUCUUUGCAUCCUGUGUGCAUCCUUUCCGCUUUAUUUUUUUAGUCUUUAUCUUUUAUUUAUAGGCUUUAAUCAUUACAGAAAGUUUUUUCUUCCCCUCCUCCACAGCUAACAUCGCCCGAUCCUUUCACCGAUUAGCGCUAGAUAGAAGGAGUCUACAGUUGCUGUAGUUUUAGGACGUUUCACGCCGGUUGCAAAGAGCGGCCGUCGUCAUCUCGUGUGAAGCGCUGUAACAUAAGAGCUGUGUGGGUUGCUUAGGUGUGCGAUUUUGUUUGCCGUUAGAUAUUUACCCCUUCCCCGUCUCACUCAUCCUAUGAAACGCUCCCUACGUUUGGCUUAUUUAAUCUGUUAGCGCUCUGUCACCUAGGAGCAAAGAAGUUUUUUUUUUUUUUUUAAUUUUCUUCGAAUGUUGGUUGUGUUCCUUACAUUCAUCGGUUGUGUUGCUGCGCAGCUGUUUUCACUGAUUUUACAAAUGGCCGCCUUUUAUGUCCGUAUGACUUGGCUUAACUUUCCUGUUCCUAGAUAAAUUUCACUGAUCUUUAUGAUGCCGGCUGUUUUUUCCGAUAUCUAAUAUAACCCGUAGCCACAUGACACCAGUGCAGCGUUGGCAAGGUCUUUGCAAGUUUGUUUAUAAAUAUAUUAACAAGAGGCAAUUGAGUAAAAAUUCACGUGGGAUACUGACAUACCUGAGGAAAAAAAAACCUUAUAGUCCAAUGGAUUCAGUUGAGUUUGGUUUGUCCUCUAGCUGCCUGUUUUUACAACAACCCCAAUUUUUUUUUUGUGCUUAACAUAAAUGAAAUGGGCCGGAGGUGACUUGACGCAGCUGCUUCCAUUGGAUUGUUUGGGGUCCAGCUGAGGGGAACUGUUACAGAGCGUUACCAGACCAAUGCCAUCCAGCUGACCUACAUGCAAGACUCGUGUGGGUAUUUUUUUAUAUUUUUUUCAAAGCAUUUCUAUCCAUUUUACCAACUUGGAAAAAAAAAAAAAAAACUACCUCAGAGCAGUGUCGGGUGCUACCUAAUAUUAUCCCUAAUUUAUAACAACAAAACCGAGAAUUGUAGUGACCAAACCAAUACAAGCCGAUCACGUGAGCGCACUGUUCUUUCCUCGAACCUUAAUAAAUGGAAAACCAAGUAUUGGUGUAUGAAUGGUGGUCGGUCGCUUUAGUUGGUUACGUUUUAAGGGACCAAAUUUUUUGUAAUUGGGAGUUUCUUUGUUUGGCGCGAGGCCAUCUUUGAAAAAAAAAAAGAAAGAAAAAAGGACGUCGAUACGAAACAACCGAGCACAAUCUAGGACUCUUUUAAACACGACGUGAACGUGACUGGAAGUUUCAAAUGUGCCAUCGUGAUUCGCUGCGGCGGAGGAGUUAAUGUUCCGGCAAAACCUUGGUGGUGGUGGUGGUGAUGAUGAUGAUGAUGAGGAAUGUUCGGAGUGGCGGCGAGGGUUCGUUGGAAGUCGUACGUAACAGCAAUAAUGUCGGAGUGUUUGGCUGUAGGUCAUUGGUACUUUUGGCUUCGGGCGGGUCGGUGCAGCCCUCAGUAAACACGGCAGGACUCGAUAUUCUGAGCGUACUGGAUUGACUGAGCCACGGCAACCCGGAACUGCAAUAAAAACCCGUCUCUUAGUCGGCUCACGCCCGCUUUUCCUUCCCCUAGCCGCACUCUACGCCAUUACUGUCGAGGACGUUAAGAUGUAGUUUUGCAUGUGACAAUUAACAAAGGGAAAUAUACACAUUUGGACAGACUUCACAGCGUUAUCAAACCAUCGCGACAAAAGGUACACGCGGGGCAGUUGACCGCAGGUCGUCGUUCUCUCAGUCGGAGCUGAAAACAUCUACUUUAUGUGUGCCUUUUGUCAGAUCUCUCUCUCUUCUCCAUCUGCCCCAGCUUUGGGUUGUGCGAGUCCUUUCAGCGUAAAGGUCGGGCAAAAAAUUCCGCCAUGCUGCAUUAAAAAAAAAAAAAAACUCAUUUCCAUUUUUUUUAUUGUCAUGCAACCUCGCGUGUAGAUGCUGCAUAGAACGAUCAGUAUUUGUGUUUUGCACUUUCAAAGCAGUCUCAAAAGAAAAAAAAAAAAGGUCGCCCACAUGAGUUUGGGCCGAACGUUAAAAAGACAUAACUGACGAGGUAUUUUAUGCUAUCAAUAGGAAUUAUAAGGAAUAAUAUGACUUUGAAGAGCUUUUCUAAAAGAAAUUGAUAUUAUCUAUAUAUAUUCAUGAAGUACCUCAUGAGCCUGAUAUAUGCUGCAUUGACUUUUUUUUUUUUUUUUUUUUUUUUUUUUUUUUUUAGUGUACUUCAUAUUGUCCAAUAACAUUUUAAUUUCCCCCUCCUGGGAGGUUUGAAUAUCACUACAGGCUGUGCCCAUGCCAGUUAACCUGAUUACUUCUGUUGUAACAUGUUACACCUCGUGGCCAAAUGAUAACGUCAUUUAUGCAAUUUACACACAGAUCUCAUCAGAUUAUUCCUCAGCAUCACCACAUUUCUGUUUUGUUUUUGUUUUUUUUGUUCCUUUUCUUUUUCCAUAUUCCCUGUGUCCGCGUAGCCAAAAAAUUGAUCGGGUUAAAGCCAACAAAGAGUUGAUGUGCGCCAAGCAUCUGUGGUAUCAAUGCGACUGUUGACUCAGGUAUCGCCACGAAAAAAAGGGCUGUAUCUGCUUACUGUGUCCCCCUGCUCCCAGUCUCCCAAUCCACACCUUUGUCUUAAAAUAGCCUUAGAUCUACGCUUGAGGUUCCUAUUUGGCCUUAAAAGUUGAACAAAUUAUGCACUACAAUUUCACAGACUUGACAGAGAGCUCGAUUUCCCGCUCAAACGCAUUUCUUCUUUCGUCUUGUGUCAUUGCCAUGUUUUCUACCUCCUAUGAAUGUAGGGUCUGUCCUGGAGAUGUAGUCGACUGCAAAAACCGUUUGCUUUUUCUUUUCUUUUUUUAUUCACGGAAAACAGACAAUCAUCCGUAGACUCUUACAAGAUUCAAAGUAAAAUUCGCCCGUUUCAUACAUAGAAGUGGUUCCAGGACACUCCAUUAUUUUGACGUUUUUUCCCCUGAUUUUCCUUCCAUACCUUUCGCUUUUUAUUUUUUCGUUUUUUCAUUCUAAGGCAUGACAGAGAAGCAAAAUGACCAAAGUCUCUUGGCAAAAGCAGCCAUACAAAGCCGUGUGAAUUCAAACCUCCCUUCAUUUGUGUCAUUUUGAACUCAGCUUUGAGUUCUAUACAUAUAUAUAUAUAUAUUAUAUUAUAUUUCUUCUCUCUUUCUUUUUUUUCUCCCUUUAUUUAAACCACAACAUGCCAAAACUGAAUUUGCUGUCAUUCCUGUUCUGGUGAGGGUCUUUAUGUUGCUGAAUUAAUUUGUUCACAUCCACUGCUAAGCUCCUUGUUGUUGUAAAGUUGUAAGCUUUGAUUUCUAUUUUACAUUUCUGUAUUUUUGGUAACAAUUAUACUUACAGAACACAAGACAUGCUGUAAACCCUGUUAGGACAUAAUGUGAAUACGUAUCACUUAAUAUAGUUCACUCUUUGGCUUGACUGUAAGUUGCGUUAAUAAAAAAUGUUUAAAAGUUU
This is a messenger RNA of Mugil cephalus (flathead mullet), 11489 nucleotides long. RefSeq names its product argonaute RISC catalytic component 2 (gene ago2). Gene Ontology annotation, cellular component: RISC complex. Gene Ontology annotation, molecular function: endoribonuclease activity, cleaving siRNA-paired mRNA; protein binding; RNA binding. Bases 219 to 2831 code for a protein of 870 amino acids. Gene Ontology annotation, biological process: regulatory ncRNA-mediated gene silencing; regulation of DNA-templated transcription. The record is from RefSeq and is a predicted model, not a curated record. The transcript is spliced from 20 exons. NCBI's taxonomy places the organism in Eukaryota, Metazoa, Chordata, Actinopteri, Mugiliformes, Mugilidae.